This is a messenger RNA of Drosophila innubila, 1895 nucleotides long. It is a transcript of the gene cDIP, whose product is annotated as insulin-like growth factor-binding protein complex acid labile subunit. The coding region runs from base 307 to 1767 and encodes 486 amino acids. Gene Ontology annotation, molecular function: protein binding. The record is from RefSeq and is a predicted model, not a curated record. Gene Ontology annotation, cellular component: extracellular matrix. The transcript has 2 exons. Lineage: Eukaryota; Metazoa; Arthropoda; Insecta; Diptera; Drosophilidae.
UGAAUCGAUGGCGAUCGCAUUUUUAGUUGCCAGUGAAACGCGUAACCCGAAACACGCAUACGCCAUGAGAACCCGUGUCGCAGUCCAUCUAUUCAUCGGGAUAUUGCUUGUAGUUUCAAAUGCCAAAGGCAGAACGGAAGAUGAGGAUGGAGAGAUAUUGGAUGAGAGUUUAACAACAGAGACAACAACAGAGCGCAGUAGCAAAAAGCAAUUGAUUAAUAUUGAAAGUCUGCAGGAAAAUUGUAAAUUCGAGAGGACAAAAUUUGAUGUCGCUGUAGCGGCUUCAACUUUGAUCGACCGGAAGCGAUGGCAUUUUUUGAGCUGCCCACAAAGGUGCACAUAGCACCAGAUGGUGCCACCUAUGAACUGGGCGAGGAGGAACGCCUUGUCACUUUGAUAAUGGAAAAUGCGACGUUUGUGAAUUUUCCCCUGCAUCUAUUCUACGAACUGCCGCAGCUGAGUGAUCUGGACAUGCGUCAUUGCAACAUGCGUUACGUCAGCUGGGAAUGCUUUCUCGAAGCGAAUAAGUUGAAAAUUCUAUUGCUCUCUGAUAACGAAAUCGCUCAGCUGGAUGAGAGUAGUUUUUCCUAUGCAAGCGAGCUUGAAUAUUUGUUUAUCAGUUACAACAAACUGUCCAGCUUACAUCCGGAUGCGUUCAAGGGACUUGGACAGUUGCGUCAUCUUGAUCUCAGUAAUAAUCAGUUGGAGCUGCUGCCCGAGCAACUUUUCGAGGAACUGUCCGCACUUCAGGAGCUAGUACUGGCUGAGAAUAAAUUACGCUAUAUUAGCAGUGAGCUGUUGUCACACAAUACUCGACUCCAAACUGUAGUAUUGCACACAAAUCAACUGCAAAAUCUGGGCGAGUAUGCGUUCCAUUCAGCGCCUCUUCUGCUGUUCGUUGAACUGUCCCAUAAUCCAGGACUGGAGGUGCUUCUUCUUAGCCUCAAUGCAGGACACUUGCUGGCCAGAAAUUGCUCUUUGAGCCGUGUCAAUCUAUUUGGUGCUGUCUCGAACGUUGAUCUCGAUAAUAAUCACCUGCAGGAACUGUAUUUUUCAACGUCGGAGGCACUAGAGCACCUGGUGUUGCGUAACAACUCGCUACAGCAACUUGCAACAUUGUCGAAUGUGCCACGCCUACGUCAUCUUAAUGUUGCCGAUAAUCCGCAAUUGGGAGAUCUGCCAAACGAUUGGCAGACGCCGGAAUUGGAGCGAUUGGACUUAAGCAAUACGGGUUUGCUGCAGUUGCCACUGGAGGCACUGCGUGGCAUGCCACAGUUGCGAAAACUUAAUGUGUCGGCCAAUAAUAUCAGCGAAAUUAAUCCACAGGACUUUGAACAGUUGACACAACUCACACACUUUUACAUACAUGCGAACAACUGGAACUGCUUUAAUCUAAGGUUGGUGAUGGAUAUGGUCAUUAUACAGCAUGGUAUUAGCUAUACCGUAGAUAAAUUCAAUGAUGACUUUCCGGGUGAGUAUAUCUAUGGCAUUGAAUGCAUGUAUCGACUCCCCGAGCAAGAGCAGAUGACAUCGGAUAUGCAACAAGAGGUGGACUCAUCAUCGGCCUCCUCGGCGACCAUCGAGUACUCACAGCUUGUCGAGCCGAAUGUGGUGGAAAAACUGCGACAAGAGCUCAAGUCUGUGGUGCAGCAUUUUGAGACGAGGCUCGAUAUGGUCUCCGGACAACUCAAUACUCUCAAUGCCAAAAUGCAGACGCUGGAGCAUAUGAACAGCUCGUUAUGGAACCAGGUGUCCAUCAGAAUUUGAAUGUGCUGCUAACUGAACAAGAUGAUUUUUCCUAUCCUGUCUUAAAAGAUUUCCUUUUUAAAUGUCAAUUUAGUUUCGUGUCAAUGUUUUUUACAAUAAAGUAAUUAGUGGCAAUUACCGAGAAUAAU